This is a messenger RNA of Phalaenopsis equestris, 3560 nucleotides long. RefSeq names its product WD repeat and HMG-box DNA-binding protein 1. The transcript is spliced from 12 exons. Gene Ontology annotation, molecular function: protein binding; chromatin binding. Gene Ontology annotation, biological process: DNA repair; DNA-templated DNA replication; mitotic cell cycle. The record is from RefSeq and is a predicted model, not a curated record. Bases 78 to 3002 code for a protein of 974 amino acids. Gene Ontology annotation, cellular component: nuclear replication fork. NCBI's taxonomy places the organism in Eukaryota, Viridiplantae, Streptophyta, Magnoliopsida, Asparagales, Orchidaceae.
UCCUAUCGAAUCUGAUUGCUAGGUGACUGUAGAUCUCUUGGACGAGGAACAGUCGAAGAGAAGAGAUCAAUAUCGCGAUGAAAGGGAGGACUGUGAAGCUGAAGGAGGCGCAUCGGGUAAACGGAACCGCAUCUUUCUGCUCAAUUCUCUGGGAUCACAAUGGAAGUUUUAUUGUAACCGCCUGCGCCGGCGAUCCCACCGUCUUCAUCCACGAAGGCGGUCACUCAGCAAAGCCGGCCAAGGCUCUCCGCCAUCAUCGGGAAGGGGUGACCGCGGUUGCCCUAAAUCCUACUUCCGACACCCUUGCUUCCGGAUCCAUCGACCAUUCUGUCAAACUUUAUAGUUUUCCAGAUGGGGAGUUUCAAAGCAAUGUUACAAGAUUUACCUUACCAAUUCGUGCUCUUGCAUUCAACAAGUCUGGCAGCUUGUUGGCCGCAGCUGGUGACGAUGACGGCAUUAAAAUGAUUGCUACUAUCGACAGUUCAAUCUCAAGAGUUCUUAAGGGUCACAAUGGUUCUGUUAUAGGCCUAUCCUUUGAUCCAAAAAAUGAAUUUUUAGCAUCAAUUGAUGGGUUUGGAACUGUGAGAUAUUGGGAACUUUCCUCAGGAAAAACAGUCCAUACUUUAAAAUCUGUAGCUCCUAGCUGUGAUUCAGAUGCCUCGCUUCUGAAUGUUCUUUCUUGGAGCCCUGAUGGAGAGACUUUAGCUGUUCCAGGUUUGAAGAAUGAUAUUGUGAUUUAUGACAGAGUUACGGCUGAAAAACUGUUUACUUUGAAAGGAGACCAUGAGAAGCCUGUUUGCUUCUUAUCUUGGUCUCCCAAUGGGAAGUACAUUGCAACUUCAGGCUUAGAUAAGCAGGUCUUAAUCUGGGAUGUUGAUCAGAGGCAGGAUAUUGAUAGACAGAAAUUUGAUGAAAGCAUAUCUUGUUUCUCUUGGAACCCUAAUUCUAACGCAUUGGCUGUUAUUGAUGUUAUGGGUAAAUUUGGUGUUUGGGAGAACCCGGUUCCUUCCUUCAUGAGGUCACCUACAGAUGGUGCCAUUAAUCUUCAAUCAAGGAAUGGAAACGGUCUCCUGUUGUUUGAAGUCAAUGAUGAAAAACCAAGCCAUUCUGGAAGUUUAGAUGAAAUUAUGGAAGAAAGCCAUGGAGAAUCCAUUCCUGUUAGCAGUAAAAGAUCGAGGAAACAUUCGGUACUCGAUAAAUCUGAUGAAGAUAGUGAUGAGUUCCAUGAGCAAAUUGUGUCGCGUAAGAGGUCUGCGAAAAGGAAAGAGCUUUUGAGAUUUGGAGGUGGAACAGAAGAGUGCGAAAGUUCAAUUCGGGCUGUCAGGCCAAAAUUACAGGAGGCGUUUCAACCAGGUUCCACUCCUGUGCAGGCGGGCAAGCGAAGGUUUCUUUCUUACAACCUGCUUGGAAGCAUAACCACAAUUGAAAAUGAGGGCUACUCCCAUAUUGAGGUUGACUUCCACGAUACUGGGAGAGGGCCGAGGGUUCCUUCCAUGACUGAUUAUUUUGGAUUCACCAUGGCUGCACUGAAUGAAAAUGGCAGCGUUUUUGCAAAUCCAUGUAAAGGAACAAAAAAUAUGAGCACUCUAAUGUACAGACCUUUCGGAAGCUGGGCAAAUAAUAGUGAAUGGUCAAUGAGGUUUGAAGGGGAAGAAGUGAAGGCUGUUGCUUUAGGCAUCGGAUGGGUGGCUGCAAUUACUAGUCUUAAUUUUCUUCGCAUUUUUACAGAUGGUGGUUUGCAGAGACACAUCCUCUGUCUUGACGGGCCAGUGGUGACAGCAGCAGGCUUUAGAAAUAAAUUGGCAGUGGUUACUCAUGCUUCAGACUGUUUUCCCUCGGGAGAUCAGGUUCUUGUAGUACAAGCAUUCAAUAUCAACAAUAAAACUCAACUCAUUCGAUGCCGUGUUCCCUUGUCUCCUGGUUCUGGUUUAUUAUGGUUUGGAUUUAGUGAAGAAGGCCAUUUAUGCUCCUACGACACCCAGGGUGUACUAAGAAUUUUAUCCAAUCAAUAUGGCAACAGUUGGCUCCCUAUUUUUAGUGCUAGUAAAUCAAAGAAGUCUGAAGAUGAGAACUACUGGGUAGUAGGUCUUGAUGCAAGCAAGCUCUUCUGUGUUUCCUGCAAGUCCCCCAACUCUUACCCAUUGGUAAUGCCAAAGCCUGUUCUCGUGCUACUAGAUCUUAAAUUCCCUCUUGCCUGCUCUGAUCUCGGUGCCGAAGAUUUGGAAAGCGAGUUCAUUAUGAGAAAUCUCCUUCUCCAUCAGAUUCAAGAGAAGAUAGACGAAAAUGUGGCGGCUGGUCUCGAUACAAGCGCACUAGAUGACGAUGCAUUUGAUAUGGAAUCUGCUAUUGAUCGAUGUGUUUUGAGACUUAUUUCCAGUUGUUGCAAUGCUGAUAAACUUGUGAGGGCCACUGAACUUGCAAGGUUGCUUUCUAUGGAAAAAUCAAUAAAGGGUGCAAUUAAACUGGUUACAACUUUGAAGCUUCCUAUCCUCGCCGAGCGAUUCAACAACAUACUCGAGGAAAGAUUGAUAAAUGAAUCUAACGGUGUUUCAAGCAAUGCUACUGUCAUGGAAGUAAAGAAAGCUGUUAUUUCUCCCAUUUUGCCAUCCUCACACAUGUUCGCCAUUUCCAAAGCUUCCAUUGAAGGCAAAAAUGUAGAAAAUGAAGAGACUAAUGGAGGAAAAGAACUAGGUGGAAACGACAAUGAGGGAAAAGAGAAGAGUAAGGCUCAAACAAGACCAUUUUCAAAAUUGUCAAACAAUCAUGACAGAAGUGAAGAGAAGGCUACAAAGCCAACAGAGAAGGAACUCAGAAAAAGGACUUCAAAAGAGGAAGAGAAGCAUUUACCUAUAAGAGGCACAGGUAAUUCUAGUUCUGUUGAAGUGGCUAAUGAGAAGCAUUCUCAGAGGCCAACAAAUCCAUUUGCUAAGUCAUCAAAUAAGAUGGAAAAAUCACUAUCUCUCCUUGAUUCGAUCAAGAAGAUGAAGAAGGUUGACAAGUAGAGAAAGGUGGAAUGGAUAUUAAUAGCUUAUUUAUAGGUGGGUAGAAGUAUGACUUUAAAAGAAAAGUUAUAUAAAAUGAGAAGUUUAUAAACCAUAUGAUAAAAGGCUAAGACUUGCCAUAGAAUAAAGAUUUAGUAGCUUUUGCUCUUGAAUUAUAUUAGAUAUGCUAUGGUAUUUUCCAAAUAAGCGGUGGGCCUUCAUGAAGUCAAGAAGUCACUAAUUGACUUCAUCUUCCUCGAACUAGACUUGGUGGGUUGUUAUAUUGAGCAAUUUAGAAAAAAUAUUCUUAUUUGCUCCCUGGGGUUCUAGUAGGCAGGCGAGUUACUAUGUUGAAUGCUUUGGACGUAUAUAAUGGGUUGAUAUUUGGGGUAGAGUAGAUUAGCAAGUUGUUGCAAGUACUUUGUACUGUGUUUUGGUUGAUUAGAUGGAAAGUUCAUUGUGGUUGGUUUUAGAGCUGAUGUAUUAUUAUUACUUUUUUUUUUUGUAAAUUUAAUUUGAUAAAUUCAUGAUAUUAACUUCUUGUCGGUCUACUCGACUUAAACUCUGCUAGAAUGAUUU